GCUGCAUGUAUGUAUGUGGAUGAUUUAGCAUUUACUACUACUAGUAACAAUGGCAGAGAAUAGAGAGGAGAUAUUGGCGAAUUUUCAGGCCUGUACAGGUAUCGAAGAUAUCGGUCUUGCCAUAUACCACCUAGAUGAGGCAAACUGGAAUUUAAUGUCGGCUAUAGGGCACGUGAUGCCGGAGGGUUCACAGACGUUUCCCUCUGAGCACGUUCAAGUAGCACCUCAACUAGAAGCAAUGCAGCCGGAUGUACAGGUAAUGGUAGAAGCAAUGCAGCCGGAUGUACAGGUAAUGGUGGAAGCAGUACAGCCGGACAUAGAGGUAGAGCACAUUGUGCCGGCACCGCUGGCGCCACCUCUCCUAGAAACGUUACAUGGACCCGUUAACUUCAUGCCGACGGCCGGACCGUCAUGGACCCCCGAGCAACGCAUGCUGGAGUUUACGGUGGAGCUGAGAGAGCGAAGGGUUCCCAUCGUACUCUUGGAUACCGAGACGGUCGGUACAAUAAAGAAAAUCUUGUCGGAACAAUUGGGUGUUCCUGUAGACAAGAUGAAUCUUCAGGGAUGGAAGAGGAAGGUAGCAGAUAAUACGGUGUUAGCAACGCUCAACCUUCCGAAAGAAACCCAAUUAUAUUGCUUGGUGCCAUGUGAUUAUGAUAUCCCAGAGAAGACAGUCAAUUUGAAUGGCGAAGACCCAGAAAUAUUGGAGCGACUAUCACGGGACUUCCGAUUGAACAUAAACGAUGGAGAUACAAAUAAACAGUACCACCUCACGUAUCCUGGAAGCAAAACCAUCUUAGAGGUGAAAACGGGAUACUAUACACUGACCAAUUUGACCGUAAGCAAACAAGUAUGGCAAGGUUGGCCCGACGAAUCGGAUAACAAUAUGACGUUAGCUGGCAGCGGCAUUAGCUUUCCUUGUCACAACUUUACCGUGACAAGAAGCAAGGCAGCAGCAGAGAAAGCGCAGGCACGUAAACAGGUGGAGGUGGACUUGACGAUGAGCGACGACAGCGAGACGGAAGACUUUCAGGAUGCGACGGAUUCGUUUCCGCUGGAAGACGACAUGUUCAUAGCGGAACCCGUGUGUUCCCGGCGCGUGCAGCCUCUGAUUCCAGAAGAAGUAGAUGAUGAUACAGAGGCUCUACAAAGUUUCUGCCGCGAGUUCGAAGCAAGAUACGGCGAAUACCAUCCAGUUUUCUUCAUAGGUUCCCUUGACGAUGCGAUCAGGGAAGCUUGCCAAGUACCAGCUAAAGAUAGGAAGCCGCUGGCCGUGUACAUCCACCACGACGCGAGUGUGUUGUCGAACGUGUUCUGCGCGGAGCGGCUGUGUGCUGAGGCCGUCGUGCACUACCUCAGCGCUCACUUUACGACGUGGGCCUGGGAUAUCUCGUGUGAAUCCAACCGCACAAAGUAUGGUUAUCAAGCAAGCUUUCCGGAGGAGCCGGACACAGACUGCACGGAGCCGACCAGCAUCAUCUCGCGUUUACGCUACGCGACGGCGAUGUCCACCAUCGAGCGACGCUUCCUAGCCAACAAUCCGCUGCAGGUUAUUUUAAAUUGGGUGGCAUCGAAAGGCUAUCCACUAGAGACGUACAAGGUUCUACAAAGCUGGCCAAGACGAGACGUUACGGAGCUCAACGCGCAGCAGUCUCUGCAGGAACUCAAGCUGUACCCGCAGGAAAUGUUGACACUUGAGGAGCGCUAGAGGUCACCCAAGACAGUCUCCCACACCCACCCUACCCCGCAUCACGGCAACCGCCGGCGACCGAGGCUGGUUUGUUC
Messenger RNA from Priapulus caudatus, 1785 nucleotides. Its product is annotated as FAS-associated factor 1-like. The record is from RefSeq and is a predicted model, not a curated record. NCBI's taxonomy places the organism in Eukaryota, Metazoa, Priapulida, Priapulimorpha, Priapulimorphida, Priapulidae. Gene Ontology annotation, cellular component: nucleus; endoplasmic reticulum. The transcript is spliced from 16 exons. The coding region runs from base 50 to 1708 and encodes 552 amino acids. Gene Ontology annotation, molecular function: ubiquitin binding.